AGUAUAAAUUAUCGAUUUCAAGUAAACAUGUCAAAUUAAUACUUGUGUUUAUCUUCUUUUCUUGUGUUUUGUUUAUAAUUACUUUGUUCAUCAAAGUUGGAUUAAAUUUAUUUUCUGCAUAAUUAUUUAACUUGUCCCGUCGGACAAGCUUGAUAUAGUCCGACCUUUUUUUCCUCUGGUACCGGACAAUCGGACAAGCGUUAUUGUCGAGCCCUGAUGUAUCAGAAAGUAUUAUGUGGAUAUACAUAGUCUGAAAAGUGCAUUGCCUGUUUGAGGCCUGUUUCUACUGUCAAGCAGUGAGCCAGGAUCCCAGGCUACUUAAAUAGACGAUACUUUCACCUUAUGGUACACGAAACAUUUCAAUGUCAUGGAUAGAUUAAAUUAUUCCGAUAAAUGAAAGAUAACAAACUUGUAUAAACAAAGUACACACUUUCACAGACUUUUAACAGCAUGUCUAUGUCAACUUCAGAUUUUAUUCAGAGAUUAAAGAAUGGAGAAAACAUACUCAUCGCAGAAGGUUACCUUUUUGAAUUCGGUCGUAGAGGCUACCUGAAAUAUGGUGCUAAUACACCGGAAGUAGUCGUUGAACAUCCAGAACUGGUUGAAGUGAUGCACGAGGAGUUUGUUCAUGCAGGCUCAGAUGUUGUUGAAGCUUUCACUUAUUAUGGUCACAGAGAAAAACUAAAGAUAAUAGGAAGAGAAGAUGACUUGGAAAAGCUUAAUAAAACUGCCCUACGGAUAGCUAAGAAAGUAGCCAGAAAACACAACAAGCUAUUUGCCUUUGGAUUGUGUAAUUCUACUGUGUUUGCACCGGGAGAUGAAAAAGCUAAUGCUAAAGUGAGAGAUAUGUUUAAGGAACAAAUAGAGUGGGCUGUAGAGGAAGGCGUUGAUUAUAUCAUAGGAGAAACUUUCAAUGCACUUGGUGAAGCAAUGCUGGCAUUGGAAUGCAUUAAAGAAUAUGGAAACGGGGUACCAGCAGUCAUAACAAUCGCUGCAUAUUUCCCUGAUAUAACCACAGACGAUGUACCUAUAACUGAGGCAUGUAGACUUCUAGAAGAAAACGGAGCGGCUGUUGUUGGCCUUAAUUGUGCGAGAGGUCCGGCAACAAUGCUUCCCUUACUAAGAGAAAUAAGAAAAACGUGUAAAGGUCCAAUUGCUGCCCUGCCGGUUCCGUUCCGUUGUACUGAUGAAUUCAGAUCAUUUCAGUCUCUGAAAGAUCCCAAAUCAGGUAAACAUCUUUUCAUGAAUGAUUUAGAGAGCGUCAGAUGUAGUUCUGCGGACAUACGUCACUUUGCUCACGAGGCCAAACAGAUAGGUGUGCAAUACAUUGGAUUAUGCUGUGGAAACUUUGCCUCAUACUUUCGUGAAUUAGCAGAGGUUUAUGGUAGAACGCCCCCUGCAUCCCAUUAUUCACCAGAUAUGUCUAUGAAUUCCGUUUUUGGAGAUGAAGAAACCGGAGUAACAAAUGCUUUAGCUACUAAAAUGAAGGAAUUCAUUCUAGGUAUCAAACAAUAAACGGAAACCAAACUGAUUCAUCGAUUUUUAGAAAUAAAUAAUUUAUGUUUUGUGUUCAUAUACAACAUUAUCGACAAUAUUGAUAAGAAGAAAGUGCUCCAAUUUUCAGAAAUUCUGUAACUUAUUCAUGGUUGUCAGUUAUAGCUGACUAAGGGAAAACAUUCUCAAAUGCGUCAGUAUACAUCAUUCUAAGUGGUGUUCUAGGUGAAAAAAAUACCACAUAGCGUCAAAAUAAGCAUAACGUCAUCGCGUUGUAGGCCGUAAAACGUCUAUUUCGUUUUUACGUUUUUCACUACCAACUAGGUAUCAGAUUGGAUAAUAGACCAAAAACGAAAUCGUUCACUAUAUGAUUAUAUUAUAUAAUUAAAACAGAAAUUUAUGUAUAAAAAAAAAAAAUCUAUGGAUUUGAAAUUGGAGAUAUGAUGAUUUAAAGAUAAGAACGUUUUUUGCCGAUUUUAUACAUGCUUUCUUUACACAUUUUCACUUAUUUGGCAAGAAUUCAAUCAGUUAUAUUUCAGAAAAUAAAAGAGAUAAAUGCAUUAUG
Messenger RNA from Mytilus californianus (California mussel), 2059 nucleotides. Its product is annotated as betaine--homocysteine S-methyltransferase 1-like. The transcript has 7 exons. Bases 451 to 1515 code for a protein of 354 amino acids. The record is from RefSeq and is a predicted model, not a curated record. Gene Ontology annotation, molecular function: methyltransferase activity; zinc ion binding. Lineage: Eukaryota; Metazoa; Mollusca; Bivalvia; Mytilida; Mytilidae.